AUGGUAGACCAUAUACAUAGGAAAUUCAAUAAAUCAUUUAUUCUGCUAUAUGUUGGGAAUUAUUGCAUAAAAAUUGAUUCCUUUUCUUAUCUAUUUCUAAAGGGUUUUGUACCUUUUUACAUAGAAAUAUACAAAUUUUAUUGUUUUUUUUUGGCAAUAUACAUAGAGAACAGAUGGUACGCCCUGAUGAUUUUUGAUGCAACAUUAGAGUCAUUUGAAGAAGCCUCCCUGAGAGUUCAGAAAACAUUAACAUCACUGAAGGAACUGAUAUACAAAGCGGACGUCUGUAAAGAAAAGAUCCCGAAAGAUAUCUCCUUCCCAAAAAUGGACUUUGAUAUCAAUAAGUAUUUGACAGGUAUAUGCUCUGUUGAGGAUGAAAUAGAAAGGGAACUCAAGGAGCUUGUCGUGUUUUUGGACAUCCAAAAUGAAGAGGUAGAAAAGGAUGUAGCAUACUACAAGGAAAUGGUGUCUAGGGCAGGAAUAAGAACCAAACUGGAGAAUAUUUCUUAUUUGGUAAAUAAGAAGAUGUAUUUAGAUGAAGGAAAAGGACGAGAAUAG
Encephalitozoon romaleae SJ-2008 is the source of this 558-nucleotide messenger RNA. RefSeq lists its product as hypothetical. The transcript has a single exon. Lineage: Eukaryota; Fungi; Microsporidia; Unikaryonidae. Bases 1 to 558 code for a protein of 185 amino acids. The record is from RefSeq and is a predicted model, not a curated record.